AGAGACAGAGGACCCAGAGACAAUUAAGAAGAAGCGAGACAGCUAUAUAGCGAGUUUCAAACGGACGGUUUUUGAGCAACACGUGUUCCAGAGUGAGAGAGACAGAGCUACCCAGAAACAAAUGAGAAGAAGCGAGAAAGAUUAAGCGAGCGGUGGAAUUACCAGCUCUAUUGUAAGGCUCCCUCAACCGGUCAUCAUUGUUUAAAUGUGAAGCAGCGAUGCUAUUCAUUUAUAAUUGUUGACAGUUUUCAGUGAAACUUACUGUAUACUGUACACGUCACGAGUUUAUCGACACCGGUUAUCCUGCAUCCGGUCUAAACGUAAACUCUGCUUUUGCGUUUCAUUUCAGCUUCAGUCAGUUUCAACUUUCAGACUGCGUUUAAAAGUACGCGUUUAUGUUUAGAAAACGCUAGAAAACGUCCAUGUUUUCUGAAUAACGCAUUUAUUCAUCUGCUAAGCCAUGGUACGAGAGCGAGAAAAAGAAUCGGUGGCACUGUUGUCGUACGACAUGGUAACGUUCAUCGAUGCGAUUCGCAGCCAGCCGCUGCUGUGGGACAGGAGAGAGAAGGGUUACAACGAGAAGAAGCUGAGAGAUGAAUGCUGGGACACCAUUGGUCAGCAGAUGUUCAAAGACUGGGAGGGUAUCAGACCCGUCGGCAGGAAAAAUAGAGUGAACAGCAUGAAGAAAAAAUGGCGCCACCUACGUGACCACUUCUGCAAGCUACGCCGUAUGGAAGCUACCAACCCUCAUAAAAUGCCCAAGAAAAGCUACCUUUACUCCGACAAUCUGUCUUUCCUAUCAGAAGCCCUGGGUCUACCACCUCUCAUAAACAACACCAAGAUCACAGGUCUCAUUGAAGUUGAUCUUGAGGAGGAAAAGGAGGACGAACCUGACUACAAAUUCACACCUGAGAAAAAUUCACGGCCGAAAAAACGUCCGGCAUCCACGGAAACACCCGACGACUCACGGAAACACACGAAGCAGACACGAAGUGCCACGGAAACACCCGACGACUCACGGAAACACACGAAGCAGACACGAAGUGCCACGGAAACUCCCGAGGUUUCCCGAAGAUCGACCACAGAUAAAUAUCACCUAGAUACACCGCUGGAUGACGAGGGAAACAAAGAGAUCACAACCUUAGAGAAACACAGGAAGCAGACACGAAGUGCCACGGAAACUCCCGAGGUUUCCCGAAGAUCCAACACAGAUGAAUAUCACCAAGAUACACCACUGGUAGACGAUGAUGGUGACCGUUUAUUCCUGCUAUCUAUGGCCAAAGAUUUGAAAAUUAUGAACGAGACUGAGAAACUUGACUUCAAAAUUAUGUGUUUGCAGUUUUUUAAAGAGGUACGCCAAAGACGUGGUAGAAGUAGUAAUGGUUUUGGAGUAAAUUCGAGCUCGAAUCGGCAGAGUUUUGGUGGAUCAAGUUUGAUCAGGUUCAAUGAGAAUGGGGAAAGGAUAAGCGUGAUAGAAGGCGUACACCUUGAACCAAACGUCAUUCAUGAGGGAACUGUUUAUGAAAUUAUGUGUGAAGAUGAAACGUAAAAAUUGAUGAAUGAAUGAGUAAAAGUUUUAACAGAAGUAGACUUACAAACGUCAUUCAUAAGACGCUUCAACUGCCUCUGAUAUUAUGUGUGAAGAUGAAACGUAAAAAUGAAUGAAUGAAUAAAAGUACUAGUGAAAGUAGACCUACAAAUGUCAUUCAUGUGGGAACUGUUCUUAGUAUUACGUGUGUGGAUGAAAAGUAAAAAUUAAUGAAUGAAUAAAAGUUGUAGUAGAAGUAGAACUAAGUUAAAUUCAUAAUAAACGAACUAUUUAUUCAAACAA
Nilaparvata lugens (brown planthopper) is the source of this 1831-nucleotide messenger RNA. RefSeq lists its product as uncharacterized. Gene Ontology annotation, molecular function: DNA binding. NCBI's taxonomy places the organism in Eukaryota, Metazoa, Arthropoda, Insecta, Hemiptera, Delphacidae. The transcript is spliced from 3 exons. The coding region runs from base 461 to 1549 and encodes 362 amino acids. Gene Ontology annotation, cellular component: transcription regulator complex; nucleus. The record is from RefSeq and is a predicted model, not a curated record. Gene Ontology annotation, biological process: regulation of transcription by RNA polymerase II.